Molecule: messenger RNA, 3888 nt
Organism: Mirounga angustirostris (Northern elephant seal)
Lineage: Eukaryota; Metazoa; Chordata; Mammalia; Carnivora; Phocidae
Product: proline-rich protein 36-like
Exons: 8
Coding region: 1-3888 (1295 amino acids)
Source: RefSeq, a predicted model, not a curated record
AUGCUGCUCUCUGCCACCUGCCUGUCCCCGCCGCCUGCCUGCUGCCGCCGCCUGCUAUAUCCUUGCACCACCCGCGGCCCUUACCUGCCGUGGCCUGCCUGCCAGCCACUGCUUACUGUAGCCUGCACCUGCUACCUUUUACCUGCCGCCACUGCCUGCCUACCGCUGGCGCCUGCAGCCCGCUGCCCCCACUGCCUGCCUCCGCUGCAGCCUGCCUCCUCCUGCCACCUUCCCGCGCCACCUGCCUCCGCUGUCUGCCACCGCUUCCUGCCACUGCCGCCUGACACCGCUGCCGGUUGCCCGCCACGGCCCGCUGCCGCUUCCUUACCACCGCCGCCUGCUGCCGCUUACCACUGCCCGCCACCGCAGUCCGCCACCAACGCAUGCCUACUACUGCCGCCUCCCAACAGUUGCAAUUCCCGCCUUCCUAACACUGCUGCCUGCGGCCACCACCUGUCCCCGCCAACCGCCUGCCACUGCUUCCUGCCACCACCGCCUGUUGCCAUCUGCGGCUACUGCCACCAGCCUCCGCUGCCUAACCUCGACGAUGCCCGCUUGGCCCCACCGCCAGCCGCUGCCACCUGCCGCCGCUGCUGUCUGCUGCCCUCACUGCCUGCCCCCGCUGCGGCCCGCAUCCCCCUGACACCUGCCCCUGCCGCCGCUUUCUGCCACCGCUUACGGCCGGCUGCGACUGUUAGCCGCCGCUUCCUGCCUGGCCCCUGCUGCCUGCAGCCCGCCACGGCCUGCAGCAUCGCCGCCUACCCCCGCCUACUGCCACUUACCACUACCCGCCACGGCAGCCCCCCGCCAGCACAUGCCUACCGCUGCCGCCUACCUAACGCUGCUGCCUGGACCUGCGCCUGCCGCCGCUUACCACUGCCUGCCCCCCCGGGGCCUUCCGGCCGCCACUACCUGACCCCACCACUGCCCGCCGCCACUUCCUGCCGCCACUGCCUGUUGCCACCUGCGGCUACUGCGUACCCCCAGUGCUGCAGCAUGCCUGCAACUGUCUGCCAGCUGCCUGCCGCACCCUGCCUGCCCCCGCCCCCUGCCGACGCCGCUGCCUGCUACCUCCUUCCACCGCCCGCCGCCCUUGCCUGCCUGCCGCCGCCGCCUGCCUGCCUGCCGCUUCUUACCCAAGCCCGCCACCGCUUCCUGCCGCCGCCUAGCGUCCGCUGCUACCCAACGCUGAAGCCGACUGACGCCAGCACUACUCCUGACGCCGCGAACGCCGCGGACGCCGCUAACGCCGGGGACGCCGCCGCCCACUGCAGGCGAGGACGCCACCCGCUGGUGCUGUCACCACUGCCACCUCUGCUGCUGCCCGCUGCCACCUGUCACCGACUUCCACCACCUGCCUGCCGCUGCCUGCCACCGCCUCCUGCCACCGCAUGCCUGCUGCCGCCACCAGUCAGUACUACCACUGCCGCCCCCUGCUGCCACUUACCUCUGCCUGCCGCCGCCACCUGCCUUCUGCAACCCACCGCCCUUGCCUGCGCCCGCCGCCUGCUGCCCGCCGCAUCCGUGGCCGCCUGCCUGCCACCGCCGUCUGCUGCCGCAGCCUGGUUCCACCGGGCCCAGCUACCUAACCCCGAGAAUGCAUGCCAAAGCUGCCUGCCUAACCCCACCGCUGACAGCACCGCCGGCCUAACGCUGCCACCUGCCAAUCGCCACAGCUGCCGCCUGCCUAAUGCUGAUGUCUGCCACCUGCCUGCUGCCACCACUUGCUAUAUCCUUGCACCACCCGCGGCCCUUACCUGCCGUGGCCUGCCUGCCAGCCGCUGCUUACUGCAGCCUGCACCUGCUACCUCUUAUCUGCCGCCACUGCCUGCCUACCGCUGGCGCCUGCAGCCCGCUGCCCCCACUGCCUGCCUCCGCUGCAGCCUGCCUCCUCCUGCCACCUUCCCGCGCCACCUGCCUCUGCUGUCUGUCACCGCUUCCUGCCACUGCCUCCUGACACCGCUGCCGCUGCUUCCUGUUGCCGCCUGCCUGCCGCUUGCCGGGGCUUGCCUGCCUGCCGCCCCAGCUGCCUGCGUCCCACCGCUUCCUGCCGCCGACGCCUGCUACCUCCUCGCACCGCCCGCCUCCCUUGCUUGUGGCUGCCUGACUGCCAGCCACGGCUUACCACAGCCUGCCCGCGCUGCUGCCUGCUGCCACUGUCGCCUGCCCUGCCGCCUGCCUUCACUUCCUGCCGCCGCUUCCUGUCACCACCUGCCGCCGCCGCUGCCCCCUGCCCCGCCGCUUGCCUUCGCUUCCUGCCGCCGCUUCCUGUCACCGCCUUUCGCCGCCAAUGCCCCCUGCCCCGCCGCCUGCCUUCGCUUCCUGCCGCCGCUUCCUGUCACCACCUGCCGGCCCGCUGCCACUGCCGCCUGCCUUCGCUUCCUGCCGACGCUUCCUGCCACCUCCUGCUGCCAAGCCAUACCGCCACAGCCCCCAGCUACCGCCACUGACACCCGCUGCCCAUCGCAGAUGCUGCUGCUGACCGCCGACGCGGCUGGCCCACGCUGCCGCUCUCUGCCGCCUGCUGCUUGCUGGCGCUGGCUGCCCAGCGCUGACCCUGCCCGUACCACCACCGGGCCGCUGCCCCCGCCAGCUGCUGCCAGUUACCGCUGCCUACCGCCCCAGCCACCUGCCCGCCACCGCUUCCUUCCACUGCCGCCUGCCACCCUUGCCUGCAUCCCCUUGCCUCCGCCUGCCUGCCCGCACCCCCUGCUGCCAUUUACCGCUCUCUACCGCCGCCACCUGCAGCCCGCCACCUGCCACCUCCUCUGCUGUCACCAGCCUCUGCUGCCUAAACUCGACGGUGCCUGCCAACGCUGCCAACCUACCGCCGCCAACUGCUGCCGCUGCUCCCUGCAGCCCGCUUGCCUCCGCUGCCUGCGGCCACUGCCGCCUGCUUCCCACACUGCCUGCCCCCACUGUGGCCCGCCUCCCCCUGCCACCUGCCCCCACCUGCCGCCGCUUUCUGCCACCGCUUAUGACUGGCUGCGAUUAUCAGCCGCCGCUUCCUGCCUGGGCCCUGGGGCCUGCAGCCCGCCACGGCCUGCUGCUGCUUACCUACCACCGCCGCCUACCACCGCCUGCUGCCACUUACCAUUACCCGCCACGCCAGCCCACGGCCACCACACGCCUAUCGCUGCCGUCUACCGAACGCUGCUGCCUGGCCCUGCCACCUGCCGCCGCUUCCUCCUGCCGCUUACCACUGCCUGCCCCCGUCUGCCACCUCUUGCCGCUGCCGCCCCCUGCCUGCCCCUAGCCGGGGCCUGCCGGCCGCCACUACCUGCCCCCACCACCUGCCCGCCGCCGCUUCCUGCCGCCCCCACCUGUCGCCACUGCCUGUUGCCACCUGCGGCUACUGCCCGACUGACACAAGCACUACUGCUGCCGCCGCUGCCGCCACUGACGCCGCCGCGUAACCCGACUAUGCCCGCCGGCGCUUCCGGCGCCCCUCCCCACGCUGACUCACUCUGCCGCCGCUACCCGCCUGUGCUGACCCCGCCCCUAUCGCGGCGCCUGCCUCCCCCGUCGCCGAUGCAGCCGCAGACCUCACCCGCUGGUGCUGCCACCGCUGCCCCCUCUGAUGCUGCCCGCUGCCGCCUGCCACCGCCUGCCACCGCCUGCCUGCCGCUGCCUGCCGCCACUGCCCACCAGUGCUGCAACCGCCGCCUGCCACCGCCUGCCUGCUGCCGCCACCAGUCAGUACUACCACUGCCGUAUGCCACUGCCGGCCCCUGCUGCCGCUUACCUCUGCCUGCCGCCGCCACCUGCCUUCUGCCACCCACCGCCCUUGCCUGCGCCUGCAGCCUGCUGCCCGCCGGCAUCCGUGACCGCCUGCCUGCCGCCGCCGUCUGCUGCCGCAGCCUGGCUCCACCGGGCCCAGCUACCUAA